AUACACUAGUUUGAAAAAAAAGAAUGCUAAUGUUGGAUCAAAGGAUCAGAGCAAUAAGUCUGUAACAGGAUUUUCAUGCGAACAGAGAUCCUUCCACGUAUUACUCUUGAACAACACCGUCUCCAGCGGGGAGUUUAGCAGCGUAUUAGCACCAGAGUUGUGGCAUAUUGUGUUCAUCCGUCUUCGUUUCCUCUUAAUGUGACCUAAUUCAAACAAAUGAGAAUGUCUCUCUACAGUUUUAACCAGCUUGAUUAAGACAUUUGAAACACACCAUUGGUGGUUCAAUCCAUCCGAGAUCCUGUUUGGUGCUGCGACUGGGUGAAGAGCAGAUGCUUAACAUGCAUUACUCUUAAUAUUUGCAUGGGCUGCUCUGUAGCAUUAUGGUUUAAUUAUGUAUUGGCUCCUACUUUGUGCUACUUGAUUGUAACUAGUGUGACUUACUAGGAAAAAAAGAAAUCUGUCUUAUCUUCUGAUGGCUUUAUUGUUGCCUGUGGGUUGUUACAGCUAUACAAUCUGGCCACAACUUACUUUUUUUAACCUCUCCAACAGAUUUCACCCUGACUUGAAGCUGUCGAAGUCGCAGCUCUUGUUGCUCCGGGCAGCGCACCCCCCAGCUGCGCUCCGCGACUGCAUACAGGCCAUCGAGACUGCAGCGGGACACAAAUCCGUGGCCUCUGCCCUGUCCAGGCUCAGCCUCUACUUGUUGUUUAACAGACUGGCUCUCCCACAUGUUCCCACCCACAGCUGCAGAGACAUCCUCCAGUUGCUCGGCUGGCAGACAGUGUUGACCAGGUUUCUCCAGGUGCGCCCGGCCUCUGUUGAGGAUGAAAGGUUGCUGGUGGGAAUUGUGACAUUUUUGAAUGCCUACUUCAAACAAAUUCCCACAGAGUGUACCUCUGACCAAGGGGACCAGGACCUACGCUGGAUACUGGAGCUGCUUCUGAACCAGGAGACUGCUGCUCUUCUUCAUUUGCUUCUUGGUAUGGAGUCGCAGAUGUUGACUCAGAGUUUAGAAGAUCCUGAGGAGAUUAAGAGCCACGUAAACCAGAGGCUGCAGAGAGAACUCAUAAAGUUCUUUAACACGCUUCUGAUCAGGCUGUCGAACACAACUGACAGGCUAUGUUUGGCAUUAGCAGGUCCCUUUAAGAGCCAGCUGGCGCUGCGCUUGCUGCAGAGCUUGCGGUUGUCUGAUGCCCCGCGUUUCUAUGGCCUUCCCAGCCUGGAGAGGGCACUGCAGGGCAUGGUCAGCCUGACUUCCCAGCCUGGCUGGAGCUCCCACUGCCCUGACCUGGAGCCCAGCUCCCUCUGCUCCAAAUAUCUCAGUGGAUUAUUAGAGGUGAUUUCUUCAUUUUACGUUGAGUGGAGAGGGAACUCCUUGUCAUUCAUGGGGAAAGGUGUGACAAAGAACGCCAUUAUUUGCUUGCUUCACCUGUCCCAUGAGAUGAUGAUGGAAAACAAGGAUAAGGACUUCAUAAGCCAGUGGUCUUUUGGGACUAAUGGCACCACAGAGGAGAGUAGCGGCUCUCAGCUUGGUUUGGCGUGGCUUAUCCCUCUCUGGGUGGACCGAGAUCAAGAGGUGAGGUUUGCCAGUCUGAGUUUAGGCGCUGCUCUCUCCUCCAUGCCCAGUGGCUGCCAGAUUCUGUGUGCCAGCUGUCAGAACAUCAGCGGAGGUCUGUGGGGCACGCUGCUCAACAUCCUCUUGGAUCAACAGGAGAGCAGCAUGGUUCGCAGAGAGGCUGUGUUUAUCUUGCAGAACUUGCUGGUGAUGCCUAUGCCUGCCAACGCAGAGGAGGCCAAGGACUCCCACUGGCAGCACCCAUGUGUCCAUGAUGAGGUUUCCGGUGUGUCUUUGGUGGGUCUUCCGGCACUGCAGGCUCUGCUUUACCACUGUCAGUAUUUCCACAGUGUGGCUCUCUCUGCCUCGACUUGCUACUGUGGCAGGUACACCUUCGACCUGCUGCCACGGCCUGGUGGGAGCGAUAAUCCCAGCCUUCAGGAAAGCUCUUUAGCUGAUUCAGAAAAUUCCCUGCUGCCUUGGAGAUGUGACCCCGCACCUAGUGUCAACUCUGGAAGGAGUUUCGGCUCCCUUUCUACUUUAAGCACUGCAGUCAGCAAUGCUCUAAGUAAAAGUUCAAGGCUGAACACUCUCAAAGUUUCCUCCCCAGUCGACAUCCCAGACUGUACUCCUGCCAGACUGAUGGCUCAAGGUCAGAGUGAUAGAGACACAAGCAACUCAAGUGCCUCACAGGACUCCCAGCCAGUCAAGUCCUCAGGCAUGGAAGCGGUUGUCAUAGUAACUCCUGACCUCUUGACGGCCCACUGUGGCCUGCUGUAUAAUCUGCUGUCCGUCCUGCCAGACUUCACCCUCUCUGCCAUGCAAGAAAACCAGCUACUGCCGGUUCUGAGCAGUGUGGUCGAUGUCGAACUCAUGGAGAAAUGUCUGAGCGAGCUCAGGUCUCCCGGCAUCCUUCCCGGAAUCAGAGAAGACGUCAAGCGUCAGUUUGUCACGGCUCUUCGGUUCCUGUCGAGCUUUUGCAAACUGCUGCAGUCUUGUGUCGUGGCAAGCAAGGAGCUGAUUGGCCAGAUGGACUUCCUGAAGCUGCUGUUGCCUAAUCUGGUGGCUGCACUUAUGCUGGAUGCCAAAUUAUUAGACGCAGGUACGUGGGACGCGGUUUGCGCGUGCUGGACAGACGUGUUUACGCUGCUGGCUACUCUGGUGAGGAGAGGCGGCUCGGCAGCUCACCCAUCUGUCUCCGCCGCGCUGGGCAGAUGCUGGCGGACAUUCGCAGGAACAUUAUCGCAGUGUCUGGAUGAGAAAAAGGCAGAUUUGCUGCUCCACACAGCAGCUCUGCAGUUCCUCUCCACAGUUUUCACAGAGGAGACGAGGCUCUGCGGCACAGAACUCAAAAGCUCCACAUCCAAGCACAGCAGCACUCUGUCAGAUAUCCUAAAUGGUCCCUCUGCCAGUGAGCUGUGUGAACUGCUAUUGCAGAGCUUUGAGAAAAGGACCCUUCAGGACCCUUUAAAGAAGCUCACAGCCAGAGCUCUGAUGACGCUUCUGGCCUGCAGUCCCACAGCUCAAAACCACGCAGCCACUGCCGGUUUAAUUGACAGCUGUGUGGAGCAGCUGAAGCAGACCCAUUCCCGCCUCCACCUGGAGUCCAUCCGACCCAGCAAGGCUUCUACUCGCAAAAAGGACGGGGGCCAUUUAAAAGAAGUCAAGCUGACUGCAGGGAUCCUGCGGAGCGCUCUUUAUUGCAACGAUGAAUGCAAAGUGGUUGCUAUGGAUGCCCGUUUAGCUCUGAGACUCUACGCUCUGUGGCCGUGGCUCUUAUUGGACGACCCCACAAUGGAAGCGGUCCUGGAGCUCCUGUGUGUGUACACCGCCGACAGCCAGCCAGCAUGCAGUUCCCUCUGUGGCAGCAGCCCCAGUGGGGUGCCAGGAUCUAAGGGCUCCUCCAACGCCUCUCUGAUGCACUCGGUCAUGAAGCUGAGCUCUCUUGCCCCAGACAACAGCCCCAUCCAGAAUCUAUGCUUCUCUCUCCUGACUAACCUGGUUGUGUCACGAGACUGUAGGUGCAUCCUGCAGAAGAAUAAUUUCAUUCAAGCCUUCCUGUCGGUGCCGGUCCCUAAGGUGGCUGCUGCUAAGGCCUCAUCGGUCGGUGGCGGUGGGAACCUCCUGAGCCUGUGGCUGAGAUUCCUAGUCAGCCUGUCCGCCACAGAGGACGGGCAGCAGAAUAUUCUGAAAUUGUCUGGAGUUCUGGAACUGCUGGCCGAACUGGCGCCGCAUCGACCACACGCACUGCUCACCUUUCACAACCUCUGCUUCUGCCCCGCCGUCAAAUCACACGUCGUGACUAAUGAUAAAGCCAUGAAAGUUUUGUUACGGUGUUUGGAAAGUAAAGAGCUGGAGACCUGCUGUAUCGGAGCGUCUGCACUGUGGGCUCUACUCCACAACAAUCAGAGGGCGAAGACUGUACUGAAAUGUCCAUCUGUUCGAUUAAAAAUCCAGGAGGCACUGACCGUCUCCAAGAAAGAUGCAGAGAAGAAGCAGGAACCUUUGAACUCCUACCUGCAGAAGUGCCUGGAUCAACUUUCCCAGCUGCUAAAAAGUUGAAUGUAACUGACUAUUUUAAUUGUGUAGUUUUGUAUCAUGUUUUGUCAUCUAUGAAAUAUGUCAUUUGGAUAUUAAAGUGAUGUCAACCUUU
Poecilia latipinna (sailfin molly) is the source of this 4208-nucleotide messenger RNA. Its product is annotated as rotatin-like. The record is from RefSeq and is a predicted model, not a curated record. Gene Ontology annotation, cellular component: centrosome; ciliary basal body; centriole. The transcript is spliced from 25 exons. Bases 473 to 4117 code for a protein of 1214 amino acids. NCBI's taxonomy places the organism in Eukaryota, Metazoa, Chordata, Actinopteri, Cyprinodontiformes, Poeciliidae. Gene Ontology annotation, biological process: centriole replication; centriole-centriole cohesion; ciliary basal body organization.